AUGACAACUCUUUUGGAUCAAAUGGCGUCAAAAUUCUCUGACCUUUUAAUUCAAAAUGUCGACAUGAAAAAGUCGAUUGAUGGUCUUCAAAGUCGCUUUCCCACCAAAACCGAGAAAAUUGACGAAGUUGAAAAUUUGCCGUCGAAAAUUGAAAAGGUUGAAAAUCAAAUCCAACAAAGUGCGCCGACGCAAUACACCAAAUCACCAUCACCAAAACUACAACAACAACAACCAAAACAACAAACCCAUUCGUAUCAACAAGAAAUCCAACGCCCAAAUUAUCCCGCAAAAAGUCCGAGUCCAAACACCCCCAAAGAGCAGAAGAAGCCGUCGAUUCCAAUUAUAAAUACAACGAAACCGACUCCAUUGGCGCCAAAGAAUAAGAAAGACGACUUUGCGGGGCUCUCAUUUGAAACGGAAAUUGCUAAAAUCAAAAAACAGCAAGACGACAAUUUGAGUGUUAAAAAGAAAAACCACGAGGAGACAAAGAAAGUGCAAACCAAACUUGAAAACGUCGAAAUUGAUGACAAAAACAGUUCACUGGAAAUUGCGACAGAUGUGAAGAAGAAGACAGAGAGUGCUACACUAACUGGAGUUAAGAUACCAGAGACACCAAACACAUAA
Entamoeba invadens IP1 is the source of this 624-nucleotide messenger RNA. RefSeq lists its product as hypothetical. Bases 1 to 624 code for a protein of 207 amino acids. Lineage: Eukaryota; Evosea; Mastigamoebida; Endamoebidae. The record is from RefSeq and is a predicted model, not a curated record. The transcript has a single exon.